CACUAAGAGCACUGGUACGACGCGAGCGUCUACAGCAACGCAGCGCUUAGGGUCUAAGGGGUCCGCGAAAAGUCUGAUCAUGGCUCGUCCGUCGCCCUCCACAAGCAGCACCAUGCGUUUGCUUUUGAGGCUGAAUGCGCGUUCGGAAGCGGUCCUGCGGUGGCCAAGCGCAGCGCCGCCAUGCCGCCACUUGUACUGCUCGGCCUCACGUCGGGAUAGCAGCAGCUGCACCCCGAAUGUUGACGCUUCUAGUGUCAGCUCGACACCCAGCCCUUCGGCAGCUCAUCGCUCACCUGCUCCGGCCGCGGCGGCAGGUGGCCCUGCCUCAAGCUCCUCUGCAGCGAGUGGAGGGCUGGGUGGCGCAGCAGAUCCAACAACGCACUUCGGUUUCCGCACCAUACCUGAGUCCACGAAGGAGACGCUCGUAGGUGGUGUCUUCUCAUCUGUCGCCUCCUCGUACGACCUGAUGAACGACGCAAUGUCCCUGGGCAUCCAUCGUUUGUGGAAGGACGCGUUCGUCUCACGCAUUUUGGACCCGCGCGGCGGCAUCAGUGUCCUAGACGUAGCCGGUGGCACGGGCGACAUUGCGAUGCGAAUCCUCGACCACGCGCGAAACACGUAUGGAGACCGGACGAUCAACGUCAAGGUUCUAGACAUUAACGAAAACAUGCUCAACGAAGGGAUGAAGAGGUUAAGAAAGACAAUGUACUGGGGGACACCACAGAUUAGCUUUGCGCUCGGCAACGCCGAGUCGCUGCACACACCCAUGACGCCCACAUCAAAUCCGCCACGCUCCGCACCGAGCAACCCUUCACAACUUUCAGCAACAGCGGGCGCCGCGCGCCUGCCGGCACUCACAUCCUCGCCGAUCCCGGACAACAGCCUGGAUCUGUACACGAUCGCGUUCGGCAUUCGCAACUGCACACACAUCGAUCGCGUGCUUCAGGAAGCGCAUCGCGUCUUGAAGCCAGGCGGUGUCUUUGCAUGCUUGGAGUUUGGCAAGGUCGGCAUUCCACUGUUGGCCGAACUCUACCGCCUUUACUCUUUCACCUUUAUCCCAUCCAUGGGCCACGUCCUCGCUGGAGACCGCGACUCGUACCAGUACCUGAUCGAGUCGAUCGAGCGGUUCCCUUCGCAAGCGGACUUUGCACGUAUGAUCCGGACCGCAGGCUUCGCGCUUCCUGGCAGCCCCGCUGCACGCUCGCUCGGCUGGGAGCCGUUCGCCUCGCCGGAUGCAUCUGCACUUGGGCAACUCGGCCAGCUUGGGCUUGGGCUUGCGAGCAAUCUUCCCGGACUGGGGAGCGUCAUUCGCAGCCAACAGCAGGCGAUGGAAGAGCAGCGCGCAAGAAAUUUGGACGUGGAGGGCGCCUGGGAGGAUUUCACGUUUGGCGUGGCGAGCGUAUGGACGGGUGUCAAGGUUUAAUGGGCAUCGCCCUUCUGCUUUGGUUGAUAGCACUCUGCCUGUUCGCGACGCUUUCGUUUCGCGCUUGUAAACUCGCUAUUCAUGCCAUGUGUCUCCCCGCACGCAGCAACCUGC
This is a messenger RNA of Tilletiaria anomala UBC 951, 1537 nucleotides long. RefSeq lists its product as uncharacterized. The transcript has 2 exons. Gene Ontology annotation, molecular function: methyltransferase activity. Bases 80 to 1423 code for a protein of 447 amino acids. The record is from RefSeq and is a predicted model, not a curated record. NCBI's taxonomy places the organism in Eukaryota, Fungi, Basidiomycota, Exobasidiomycetes, Georgefischeriales, Tilletiariaceae. Gene Ontology annotation, biological process: ubiquinone biosynthetic process.